UGGGAUCGUUACAGACAUUGGAUGAGCGCAAUUACUCUACAUCUUGGGAGUAACGCACGGACUUUCUCCUAGGACUAUAGGAAAUUCACUUCCCGUUGGCCGGAGUUCGCAGUGAUCAACUGGUCAACAAGUAGGUUGUCUGUAACUGCUGGAUGUAGAUGUUGGGAAAGUUACCAUUCUCGGUGUAUGGAGACACUGCGGUGAACUAGGUUCACAGACUGCGUUUCCAUGGAAACGGAAUAAACAACUCAGGAGAAGGAAUUCAGUAAAGGAUGGAUAGUGUGCUGUGUCAAAAGUGAUCAGCGACAUUUUGUGAUUGGCUAAACGGGUGAUGACGUCACGAGUGGUCCGUGGAUGCUAGCAGCUGUGUGCCCAUUGAUAUGAAAUAUUUAUAGAAGUACUGAUGUGCGAUCGCGCGGUCUAGCAUUGAUUGGCGUAAUUCAAGCAACGAUUCGCAAACACGCCUUUGUGCGAACCCGCGAUGAGGAUAUAGAGUCUGCGGAACAAUCACCUAUAUUGGAUUGAUGAAAGUUUACUUAGUGUUGUAAGCCGGCGGUUAUAUAAAGCAAUCGAGAUGAAUUUGGAAAUACCAGAAGGGCUUGGAGACUUGCUGCGAGACUUCACUGUGGCAGUGCUGCGGGAGAGGCCUGGAGACCUUUACGAUUUCGCUGUGGAUUAUUUCACAAAAGCCCGUGAAAGAAAAAAGCCAAAGGAUGUCCCCAUGUAUAUCAUCGUAGAGGAUGACGAGGACGCAGGGGAGCCGAACAUGGCGACGUUCAAACCGAGGUCAAAUCGGAACCGUUACGCACGACGUCAGUCGGUGUCCGCCGAGCGGUACGACCCGGAGGAGGAUGACAGCGAUGAAGAUAGAGUUAUCCAUCCCAAAUCUGACCAACAGAGGGAGCGACUAACGGAAGCAGUUGCUGGGAUAUUGCUCUUUCGUAGCCUUGACACUGACCAAAUGCAAGAGGUCAUUGACGCCAUGUUUGAACGUACCGUCACACCCGGAGAGACUGUUAUUGCGCAAGGCGACGACGGUGACAACUUUUACGUCAUUGAUUCAGGCAUUUACGACGUCUACGUCGACGUGAAGGGAGAGAAUAAGAAAGUUCACCAGUUUGAUAAUAGGGGAAGCUUUGGUGAAUUAGCCCUUAUGUAUAACAUGCCCCGGUCUGCAACAGUCGUGGCGGUGUUGACAGACGGGUCACUCUGGGCCAUGGACAGAAGCUCCUUCAGAAGGAUUGUACUCAAAAGUGCCUUCAAGAAGCGAAAAAAGUAUGAAACAUUGUUAGAGACUGUAACGAUCCUUCAGUGCUUAGAUCAGUAUGAGAGAAUGACGCUGGCGGACGCACUGGUGGGUCAGACGUACGAGGAUGGCCACGCCAUCAUCGAACAGGGCAACGACGCUGACGGUAUGUACUUCGUGGAAGACGGCCACAUACGCGUCACGAUUAAUAACGCGGACGGCGUGGAGCAGGAGAUAGCAACUAGAUCCAAUGGAACGUACUUCGGAGAGUUAGCGUUGAUAGAAAAUAAACCACGUACAGCAAACGUGUACGCAGUAGGAAAAGUAAAGGUUGCCUUUUUGGAAAGAGGAUCCUUUGAAAGACUUUUAGGUCCCUGUGUUGAUAUAAUGAAAAGAAAUAGUCAGUUGUACACAAUGUACGUGGCCAAAUGAUCGUCUCUUGGGGAGCUGUGACGUAUUCGUGACAUUACGACAGUCCGCGUACCUCUGAAGUCUGCGUGGACACAUUCGUGUAACUUGGCCAGUUACCUCCAGAAAUACACAUCCGAGGCCAGAAGAAGAUAUUGUGAGUGGUCUGUGAAUAUAUGAUGUACGCUUCUUGUUUCGUCUUGUAAUGGAUGUUGGUCCACGUUAGAUUUGUGGAGUGAUGGCCGGGAGAGAAUAGCGUCCACGUGCGAGCUGACUGUUUCCAGACGUGCACUGCAGCAGAUAACAUGUAUACCUGGUAUGGAUCUCAAAAUUUAAUAUCCCUAUUAAUGGAGGCGGGGUUACAUGAUCACCAGGAGAGGAGAGCGCCUGAACAAAAGAACAUAACGAUUUCAAUCAACCAGGCUUCCUUUGAAAUGCUUUGUAUCGGCUCGUGUAUCAAUUUAUGCACAGGAUCAAUGUGUCUAAUACUCACCCUCAAAGAUGACCUUGACCUUGAAAUAUCUAUAUAUCUAUAUCGUGUGUCUGUUUAUGACGUACUGUGUGACGCACGAUAUGCACGUGUUCUAACUGGAACCUUCAUAAAUGCACGACUGUGAUGUGAUCAUUUCUAGUAUGUAGAACCUUUCCACCCUUCGUCCAGUCUCAACAUAUAUAUUGUUUUGCUGAAUUCGUCUGCUUCUAAACUCUACAGGGAAAACUGUUGAAGUUUAACUGGUGCUUUAAACUUGCAUAUCUGCUUACGAAAACAUGCAUUAUGGAAAAGGUUGGAAAUAUUAACGAAUUGUUCGAAUACAUUGGCGGCAUAGAGAGGAUUUAUUCCAUUUGUUGAGAUUUAGUUGCUCAUUUCCAAUGAAAAAUAUGAGAAUAAAUUAUCCCUUUCGGGAUCAGAAUGCCAGGCGCCAAAAAUGGAAACGAUAUUCAUCGUGAUCUGUGUUAUAUCCAGGUGUUAUAGCCACGUGUUAUAGCCGAGAUGUGGAUAUAUAGUGCAACAGAGAACGUCAUGAAAAGUUAAAAACAGAAUCGCACCUGAUACGGAUUAUGUGCUGGCAGAUACCUCACAAUGGAGUAUAUUUCAGAUAACGUUGCCGUUAUGAAUGGAUGGUUACUGUCAGAGGAGCCACUAGGUACCCGUAUAGAGUUCUCCAACCUCUGCCAAAUCCAGGAACAAUUAUCCCAGCAGACGACGUCACAUCUCCAUCAUGGAGUAACUGAAUAUAUGUUCAAACAAUAUUGGAGCGUGUAGGUUUUGAUGUAGGUUACAUGACGUACAAAGCAUCCUUCUAUAUAGUGUCGUCUGCUCGCGCAGAAGCAGACGACAGCUGUAGAGUAUGUAAAAGGCUGCACCUGGAUCUGCCGAUUUAACAUCUGCGCAUGUUAAUCCAAUUAUUUACUAGUUUGUUUCAUUUUGUUGUUAUGAACUGACUCUGUAAAUUGACCUUGUCAAUGUUAAACAGAAAGCUGUGUUGAACACUUAUGGUUCAAUUGGUUGUGAUACUGAAUUCGUGUCCUCAUUUUCAGAUUGAUCGCAAUCACAAUACAUAACAUCAUACACUCUGUUACAGUAGUGUUGAAUGAACAUAUUAACGCAACGCACUGCAAAUUUAAGAAACCUGUUCAUCAAAUAGUAUCUUCAAAAGUAAUUUUGUAACUUUCAGAAUAUAUUUUGAAAAUGGGAGCACAAGAGGAUUACAUAUUGUUAAUAUCGUAUAGCAAUAGGUGCCUUUGGUUUAUUUUCAAGAUUUAGGUAAUGAAAAGAUAUUAAUUCUUUAUCUGAAGUGUAGAUUAGAUUCUAGCCUGAAUUAUAUUACAAAUCUAUAAAACGUUUAUAUGGGAUUAAUUGUAAUGUUAUUCCCUAGUUAUUGUUGCCAUGGUUACUGUUUACGUGGAUUGUUUUGCCAGCGUUAUACACGGAAUCAGAAGAUGUGAUACACUGUACCCGAGAAUGAUUGACAAGUUAUAGAUAUAUUAAUGUAAGAAUUCAACAAGUGGCGUACUUCCGUGUGGUGUUUGUGUACAUUGUCUUUUGUUUCUCUUGAAUCCAUAAAUUAUAGAUACAUGA
Molecule: messenger RNA, 3734 nt
Organism: Haliotis rufescens (red abalone)
Lineage: Eukaryota; Metazoa; Mollusca; Gastropoda; Lepetellida; Haliotidae
Product: cAMP-dependent protein kinase type II regulatory subunit-like
Exons: 3
Coding region: 575-1678 (367 amino acids)
Biological process (GO): regulation of protein phosphorylation
Cellular component (GO): cAMP-dependent protein kinase complex
Molecular function (GO): cAMP-dependent protein kinase regulator activity
Source: RefSeq, a predicted model, not a curated record